Molecule: messenger RNA, 1205 nt
Organism: Strongylocentrotus purpuratus (purple sea urchin)
Lineage: Eukaryota; Metazoa; Echinodermata; Echinoidea; Camarodonta; Strongylocentrotidae
Product: cysteine-rich protein 2
Exons: 4
Coding region: 94-342 (82 amino acids)
Source: RefSeq, a predicted model, not a curated record
UUUCAUAUGCAACACGUACGAUUAAGGUAAACAGACAUCAACGAAAUUACAUCAAAUUUCCGUCAUCAAAAGACAUUAUAAUUAGGUGUCAUCAUGUCAAGUUGUGGCAAAUGCAACAAGCCAGUUUACUUCGCUGAGAAACUGGUGGCUCUCGGAAAAGAUUGGCACAAGAUCUGCUUUACAUGUUCUAAUGAUCAGUGUAACAAGAGAUUAAAUGCUGGAGAACAGCUUGAGCACGACAAGGAUCCUUUUUGUAAAUCAUGCUAUGGAAAACUGUUUGGACCAAAAGGUUUCAGGAGUGGAGGUGCGAACCAACCUAACUCCUUCAUCUAUUCCAAGUGAGGAGGACGGACUCAGCCCAGAAAAUUGGAUUUUAACCUCAUGAAAAGCCUGAUCAAUUCCAUAUCUUUACAGUAAAAACCAUGUCCUCCUAUCUGCUGUACUAUUUAUAGACUAUUUAUCCUUAUAUCAUAUCUUCCAAAUUGUAUAUAAUUCUCUCCUAUUUGUCUUCAAAUGAAAAUUUGUUUUCAUAAAGUGGUUUUUCCCUGCACAUGCCUAAUUUUACAUGUAUUAUAUAUUACUAUUAAAAUAUUGCACACUAUAAUUUAAUAUGCUUAAUUUUUAAUAUGAUACCAUAUAUGGGCUAAAUUAUAGGCCCCUUUUCCCCUCCUGUGUGUUUCCCACUAAGAUCUAGGAUGUACGUUUAUUUACACAUAAAAAGAUAAUUUUGGGGAAUUGAAUAGACUAUGCAAAACCAAGAUAUCAUUGAAAGGAAGUAUUUGUAUGUGACACUAACAAAAUUAAUUUAAUUUUGAUAGACCUCACAGAGUAUGUAGAGUAUCAGAAUUUCCUACAGACAGGAAAAUUAGGUUUAGACAUGAUAUCAUGAAGGCUUAAACAUGCAGUGUUUGUUUGUAUUGUUUCCAGUUACCAUUCCUUUCAAUUUCCUUCACUUUUACCAAAGAAUUUAUAUCUAAAAAUACCUUUCAUCUCUUUGUUGAUGUCAUAAUUCAUAUUCCUAUAAAUUGAUGAAUUAUUGUAUUCUUAUUCUAAUGAGAAUGAUGAUGUUUUGAAUAUAUAGAUAGUAACCAUUACUUAUGCUGCCCCAGCAUUAGUGCACAAUACAUUGUAGCUUUGUGGUUCAUAUAGAAAUUCUUCAUGUUUGGUAUUAAAGAAGAAACAGAUUAAGUAAAUUAACAAAAAAA